CUGUCCCCGCCCCUUCCGGGAGCGGCUCGGAAGCGGCGGGGCGGAAGCGGCCGCGGUGGGCCGAGGCGGGGGCGGAUGAGGCGGGCGGCGGGGCGGCAGGGCCCCCGCGGGAGGCCGGCAGUACCCCAAGUGUGACCAUAAAAUAUGAUUCUUUGCCUGCUGCAUGAAACUUCUUAAGUACUACUUUUGCCAUUUGGUCACUGGCUUCAACUACAAUGCAACAAGCUUUAGAACUGGCAUUGGAUCGUGCAGAGUAUAUCAUUGAAAGUGCCCGUCAGAGACCUCCCAAAAGAAAAUAUUUAUCCAGUGGAAGAAAAUCUGUAUUUCAAAAACUCUAUGAUUUAUAUAUAGAAGAAUGUGAAAAAGAGCCUGAGAUAAAGAAGCUGAGGCGAAAUGUGAAUUUACUUGAGAAGCUGGUUAUGCAGGAGACGUUGUCAUGUCUGGUAGUGAACCUCUAUCCAGGAAAUGAGGGUUAUUCACUUAUGCUCAGGGGAAAAAAUGGUUCAGAUUCUGAGACCAUUCGGCUGCCUUAUGAGGAAGGAGAGCUGCUUGAAUAUUUGGAUGCAGAGGAACUACCACCUAUUUUGGUUGAUCUUUUAGAAAAAUCUCAGGUUAAUAUUUUUCAUUGUGGAUGUGUCAUAGCAGAAAUACGUGACUAUAGGCAGUCUGGUAACAUGAAAUCUCCAACAUACCAAAGCAAGCACAUUCUUUUGCGUCCUACAAUGCAGACUUUAAUUUGUGAUGUGCAUUCUAUAACAAGUGACAACCACAAAUGGACACAGGAGGACAAACUCCUACUUGAGAGCCAACUUAUUCUGGCUACAGCAGAGCCUUUGUGUCUUGAUCCUUCAAUAGCAGUGACCUGUACUACAAACAGACUCCUGUACAACAAGCAGAAGAUGAAUACUCGCCCCAUGAAACGGUGCUUCAAAAGGUACUCAAGGUCGUCUCUGAACAGACAGCAGGAAGUAGCUCACUAUUCAACUCCACCUCAGCUCAGACUACUUGACUACUUACAGAAAAGAAAGGAGAGGAAAGGAGCCCAGCAGUAUGACCUCAAAAUUUCUAAAGCUGGAAAUUGCGUAGAUAUGUGGAAACAGAACCCUUGCUACUUGACUGCACCUUCUGAAGUGGAUGUGGAAAAAUAUGCCAAAGUGGAAAAGUCUAUCAAGCCUGAUGACUCUCAACCAACUGUCUGGCCAGCACAUGAAAUAAAAGAUGAUUAUGUGUUUGAAUGUGAAGUUGGUAAUCAGCUUCAAAAAACAAAACUGACCAUUUUUCAGUCUCUUGGCAAUCCCUUGUACUAUGGUAAAAUUCAGACACUCAAAGGUGAUGAAGAAAAUGACAACCUAUUAACUCCAUCACAGUUCCUUAUUGGUUCGAGGACUGAUGCUGAAAGAGUGGUGAACCAGUAUCAGGAGUUAGUACAAAGUGAAGCUAAAUGUCCUGUGAAAAUGUUUCAUAAUUCAGGUGGAUCAGUCAAUCUUAGUCAUCUUUCUCCAGGGAAGGAAAUGGAACAGCCAGAAAGUAUAUCAGGCUCUGUUCAGUCUUCAGUAUUGGGGAAAGGUGUAAAACACCGACCUCCUCCAAUCAAAUUACCUUCAAGUUCAGGAAGUAGCUCUUCAGGUAAUAUUUUUAGUCCACAACAGUCAAGUGGCCAUCUAAAAUCCCCAACUCCUCCUCCUCCUCCUCCUUCCUCUAAGCCUCCUGGUCUUUCUCGGAAACAAUCUAUGGAUCUUAAUCAAGUUAGCAUGCUCUCUCCAGCUGCCAUGUCUCCUGCGAGCUCUUCACAAAGGUCUGGAACUCCUAAACCAUCUACUCCUACUCCAACCAACACCCCUUCAUCGACCCCACACCCUCCUGAUGCUCAGAGCUCAACUCCUAUUACCCCUUCUGCCACCCCUACUCCCCAAGAUUCAGGCUUCACCCCUCAGCCCACUUUGUUAACCCCGUUUGCUCAGCAGCAAAUGUCUCUGAGCCAGGCACUGCCUGUAAUGACUAUUCCUCUUUCCACCAUGGUAACAUCCAUUACUACAGGAACAACCUCCACCCAGGUCAUGGCAAACCCUGCAGGACUUAACUUCAUCAAUGUAGUGGGCUCUGUGUGUGGAGCACAGACACUGAUGAGUGGUUCAAACCCUAUGUUGGGGUGCAACACUGGUGCCAUAGCCCCUGCAGGUAUAAAUCUGAGUGGCAUUUUACCAUCAGGUCUGGUACCAAGUGCGCUGCCUGCUGCAAUGCAGUCUGCCUCUCAAGCAGGCAGCCCCUUUGGUUUGAAAAAUGCAUCAAAUCUUCGGCCCUUAAAUCUUCUACAGCUUCCAGGUGGUUCAUGUAUUUUUAACCCACUCCAGCAGGAGCAGCAGCUGUCACAGUUUCCUCCACAGCAACAAUCUCAGCAGCCUACAACCUGUAGUCCUCAGCAACAGGGAGAACAGGGGUCUGACCAAGGUCCAUCCAAUCAAGAUCAGGCAUUAUCUGCCCAACAAGCUGCUGUAAUUAACCUGACUGGAGUAGGGAAUUUUAUGCAACCUCAAGCCACAGUGUUGUCUCAGCUUGGCUCUGCCGUGAACAGACCUGGGCAAAGCCUUCCUCAGCAGAGACUCCAGCUCUCUUCUGCCUUACAACAGCAACAACAACAAGCCUUGCAGCAGCAGCAGCAACAGAUACAACAGUUGCGAUUCUUGCAGCAUCAAAUGGCUAUGGCGGCAGCAGCAGCAGCACAAGCAGCUCACCUGCGUCAUCAACAGCAUUCAGGCAGCCACUCAAAAAGUAAAAGAAAAAGAGGCACACCAGCCCCUCCAAACUCCUGAGACUUGCUUCCCACCAACCCACAAAAUUGAUUUUUUUUUUUUCAGAUUAAAAAGGAGAAAGCUUAACAUCAAAUCAGUGUUUUAUAUUACUGGUGGGGAAAAUGAACCUUUGACAUUACACUGAAAUAAAUGAACUGGUUCUGGAAGCCAACCCUACAGAACUUAGAGAUUUCGUCUGUAAAGCAGCUAGGGUCUGGUUUCCUUAAGUUAAAUUUUUUUAACAGAAUGUUUUAUCUUGUAUUUUUUACCACUCAGCAGCAUUGUACAUAGUAUAAGGGUGAAAAACAUUUUAGAAAAAAUGAGCUUUGUAAAUGUAGUACUGGUAUUUGUUUAUUUAGUAUAAAAGGUUUGUGAACACUGUAACAAAUACAAUUUUUACAAAUCCA
Messenger RNA from Harpia harpyja (harpy eagle), 3196 nucleotides. It is a transcript of the gene SUPT20H, whose product is annotated as SPT20 homolog, SAGA complex component. Gene Ontology annotation, cellular component: SAGA complex. The record is from RefSeq and is a predicted model, not a curated record. Gene Ontology annotation, molecular function: transcription coregulator activity. Lineage: Eukaryota; Metazoa; Chordata; Aves; Accipitriformes; Accipitridae. Gene Ontology annotation, biological process: regulation of transcription by RNA polymerase II.